Molecule: messenger RNA, 1661 nt
Organism: Arabidopsis thaliana (thale cress)
Lineage: Eukaryota; Viridiplantae; Streptophyta; Magnoliopsida; Brassicales; Brassicaceae
Gene: AKR4C8
Product: NAD(P)-linked oxidoreductase superfamily protein
Exons: 7
Coding region: 685-1482 (265 amino acids)
Molecular function (GO): oxidoreductase activity
Source: RefSeq, marked reviewed
UUUUUCACUAAUGUUAAUAAUGAAACCAACUAACAAAAAAAAAAAAGAACAAACCAAUUUCUAUUUGUUUAAGACUUUGACAGUACAUCACUUUUAGAAAUAAAUGCCAUAAUUAUGUUAUGUGCACACUGCAAAAGAAAAUGAAUACGCACAAUUGACUAUAAAGAAAACGCCUUUAGUGGCCAUACGAUUUUUAGCAUUUUAUGCGGAAGAAACAAAGUGCUAUUUCUCCGAGUUACGUAUGUUUCUUUUCUUCUGCAUCUAGUUUUUUUUUUGCAUAUUCAUCACCUUCUCUCAGUUUUCUUCUUUCAAUAGAAUUAUCCAGAAAACUUUUAAGAGAUGGCAGCUCCGAUUCGAUUCUUUGAACUGAACACUGGUGCCAAGUUACCUUGCGUCGGUCUAGGAACCUACGCAAUGGUCGCGACAGCGAUCGAACAGGCGAUUAAGAUUGGUUACAGGCAUAUCGACUGUGCUUCGAUUUACGGAAACGAGAAAGAGGUAAAUUUGCUAUCUACAAUAUAUUUUAAUUUAUCUCUCUUUAACCAUAGAUGUCAUUUGACUGGUCAUCAAAUGUAUUCUCUACAAGAGUGUAUAUUUAUUAUAGUUUUUGAGGGUCAUGGUGGAACAAGAAUCUCACAGUAAGUGUAGCCUCUAUGCUUCUAAUGAAAGAGUUUUUUUUUUGGUAUGAUGCUUCUAAUGAAAAAGAUUGGUGGUGUGUUGAAGAAGCUGAUAGGUGAUGGUUUUGUGAAGCGUGAGGAGUUAUUUAUCACUUCCAAACUCUGGAGCAAUGAUCAUUUACCUGAAGAUGUGCCUAAGGCACUGGAAAAAACGUUACAGGACUUACAGAUUGACUAUGUUGAUUUAUAUCUGAUACAUUGGCCUGCGAGCUUGAAGAAGGAAUCACUAAUGCCAACACCUGAGAUGCUCACAAAACCUGAUAUAACUAGCACAUGGAAAGCAAUGGAAGCUCUCUAUGACUCUGGAAAAGCUCGAGCAAUCGGUGUAAGCAAUUUCUCGUCGAAGAAGCUUACAGAUCUUCUUAACGUGGCACGUGUAACCCCGGCUGUUAACCAAGUUGAAUGUCACCCAGUUUGGCAGCAACAAGGUCUUCAUGAGUUAUGCAAAUCCAAAGGAGUUCACUUAUCUGGUUACUCUCCUUUGGGUUCCCAAAGUAAGGGAGAAGUCAGGCUAAAGGUUCUUCAAAACCCGAUUGUUACCGAGGUUGCUGAGAAACUUGGAAAGACCACCGCCCAAGUGGCUCUCCGUUGGGGACUCCAAACUGGUCAUAGUGUUCUACCAAAGAGCUCGAGCGGGGCUCGGCUCAAGGAGAAUCUUGAUGUUUUUGACUGGUCCAUACCGGAAGAUCUGUUUACCAAGUUCUCUAACAUUCCCCAGGAGAAGUUUUGCCGAGCUACUGAGUUUGCGCAUGAGACACACGGCUUCUAUAAGACCAUUGAGGAAUUGUGGGACGGUGAAAUUUGAGAUAAUGUCCCUCCUUUCUACUUGUUUAACCAUAAACCAUUAAGGACAUUGAAAUAAAUAUGUUAUCUUUUUAUAUUUAAUCUUUCUAUGAGAAAACACUAAACACAUGCUUGGGAUUUCAUGAUGUUUGGCAAAUGUUGUUAUUCUGCAUUCUUCAAACAAUAAAAUGUUUUCAACUA